AUCAUUUUAGUACUCGGUUUGUGCAAAAUAUCUUUCCUGGUAUUUUUCUUUUAAAUCAUUUCUUUUCGAGCUUUUGAGGCCCAAAAGUGUAAAAGUAAUCCAUUAAAUGUUGAUUCAAGUACUGUGUCUCUAUAUCAUAAUCAAAUGAGUAGUGCAGGAGACUGAUUAGGCUUAAAAAACCAUCAGCCAAAAUAUACAACACGGAAUAAAAAUGAAAUCAUAAAAAAUUGAUAACACAACAAUUGAUGCCAACUGCGAGUUAGUCAAUUAAAACAUUCAAUUAGAAGAAUUCUGCAAGCAAUCAAAACCGAGAAUUGAACAUAUGUAUGAGAAAUAGUUUGACGUGAACAAACAUUGAGAUAAACUCAUUUUAAAAACAUAAAAAGCCCUUCUUCCUUUUCCAAACGUAUUUGCUCAACAAUAUCGAAGAAAAUUUCCUUGAACGGACAAAAUGCGCGAGUUUAAAGUUGUGGUGCUUGGAUCGGGUGGUGUGGGAAAAUCGGCCUUAACUGUACAGUUCGUCUCAGGAUGUUUCAUCGAAAAAUAUGACCCCACAAUUGAAGAUUUUUAUCGGAAGGAAAUCGAAGUUGAUAACUCACCUUGCGUUCUGGAGAUAUUGGACACAGCUGGCACUGAACAAUUCGCCUCCAUGCGCGAUCUUUACAUCAAAAAUGGUCACGGCUUCAUUGUCAUGUAUUCGCUCACAAAUCAUCAGACAUUUCAAGAUAUCACGACGAUGCGUAAUGUCAUUAGUCGAGUGAAGGGCAGUCAGCCAGUUCCAAUUCUUCUAGUCGCCAACAAACUCGAUUUAGAAUGCCAAAGAGAAGUUUCCACUGAAGAAGGUCAUGCACUAGCCGAGAUGUGGGGUUGUCCAUUCAUUGAAGCAUCUGCCAAGAGUCGUAUUAAUGUGAAUGAAGUGUUUUCUAUAAUUGUCCGCGAAAUGAAUAUGACAAUGGAAAAGAGACAGAAGAAAUCAUUUUGCUGUUGUUUAUAGGAUUAAAUAAUCAGCUUAAAUAUCUAAAUAAAUAUAACUUGACAUCUCACCGAUCUUGGGGAAAUUACAGUCUUCGGACAUUUAUCUACACCAACCGAACGGGAAUCAACUUGUUUCUUCACCAAUUGUAUCAUACACUAAAUGAAAGACGACGCCAUCAAAAGAAUAAAAAAAUACUUUUAAGCGCAUUUAAGUAGCUAAUGGAAACAAAAAAAAAAGAAAACUUUUCUUAUUUCAUUGGAGUUUUGAAACAUUUCCAUGAAAAAUAUUUCUUCAAACGGCCAUAAUUAGCUAGCUAGAUUUUUGUUUGUUAUCACGAGGAUCAUUCAUUAUUUAGCUUCGAUGUUUUUGAUUUUAUUUUAUUUACAAUUAUUAUUCUUUCUUAUCUUUAUUUCUUUCAUUGCAUUUAAGUCCGAUAAACAAAAAGAGAAAAUCUUAAAUUAGUUGAAAUUCAUAACAUCAAUUUCCUUGGUAAUUAAAAUAUUCACUUAGAAUGAUUUGUGUUAGUCGAUUUGACAAAAGAAAUAUUUAAGCUUAAGUUUUGUGAGAAAUUGACAUUUGUCAUAUUUCUCAACAAUGCAGAGUUGUUGAUGGAUUAAGAGAUUAAAGAUGUCAGCAGAUAACUCAACAACUCUGACAAACCAGCAACAUUUCAGUUCACUACUGAAAUGACGAUGAUAUAAACGAUGAUAUAACAAUAACCAUUAAUAAAUAAUUUAUUAUGUUUUAAGAUUUUGUGCUCCGAUAAUUGUUUAAGGUGAUGCCCGUAUAAUGCGCCAACUAUAAGAAAUUUAAACGAUUAAAGCGAAGAGAGAAGAUUUCUGAAACGAAACAACAAAGUCAAUUUCAAUUUUUUUCUUAUUAUUUUCUUAUUAUCUAAAUCAUUGAAAAAGAAAAGCGAAUUCACGUGAGGAAACAGAAAUCUCAUGUGAUUUUUUAAUUAUUAUUUUUUUGGUGAAAUUCAUGUAGAAAUCUAUGAUGAAAAAGAAAAGUAUCAAAUGUAUUAAAGUGAAAAGUCGUCUGUAGAUGUUUUAUACCAGAGAAAGACAGAAAUUAAAAACUUAAAUGAUGAAUGAGAGACAUAAAAGAAAAUUACUUUUUACCCGAUAUUUUAUGAAACGGUGAAGUUUGAACGAACUUUUGAUAUAAGAGAGAGAAAAAUUGUGAAUUAUACUCAAAGAAAAUCCAAAUAAUAAAAGAAAAAUUACGAAAAAAAUUGAAGUGAAAAGAAAAGUUU
Messenger RNA from Clunio marinus, 2231 nucleotides. The record is from the annotation of a GenBank genome assembly. Lineage: Eukaryota; Metazoa; Arthropoda; Insecta; Diptera; Chironomidae.